AUGAAUGAUGAUAAAAAUGAUGGUUUCGUUCCUUGUAAAAAAUCUAAAUACACUCAAUGCAAUACUGGAGAUUCUAACAACAGAAAAAUCAAGGACAAUGUUUUGUCCUGCAAUAAUACAUUAGGUAAAGGGGAUACAGAAGCAGGAGCAUAUUUUUUAGGGCCAUGUAUGAAAGAUUAUCUUUGUGCUCCUGUUGCCGUUUGCAUAGGAAGAAAAAAAUGUACAGAUGAAUAUUACCUUAUGAAAAUGUUAGUUUUAGACGAUACAGAUACAUCUGAUACACGUUUUCAUGUAAGGAGACAAUUUUUUCAUAACGAAUAUAGAAUAUUGUCAAUGUUGAAAAAUAAUGAAGGUGUAGUGAGACUUCAUGAUUUUUUUAAGGAUUAUGUUUAUAAAGAAGUCAAUGGUAAAGAAGAAAAAUACAAAAGAGUUUUCAUGGCAUUAGAUUGUGUAUAUCCUCAAGGUUCACAUAAUUCCGACCUGAUUCCUUUACGUCAGUUAUUGGAAGAAAAAAAACUAUCUGAAAUAGAAUUAUUACUCAUAUUUUAUAAUUUACUUUUAGUCAUUGAGAGUUUACACAAAAUGAACAUAGUUCAUAGAGAAAUAAAAUUAUCAAAUGUUAUUGUUAAUAAAAAGACUCUUAAAGUUAAACUAAUGAAUUUUUAUCAUGCGAAAGUUUUAUCAGUUAAUGAAGUUUACAAUAAAGAUUCAUAUUGUCCGAGGAGCAGCGAUGUUCGGGCAGCAGGUGUUGUGUUUCAUGCAAUGUUACGUAGUGGCAAUAUUGAAUUUGGUUCAGUUUUAUCUUCAUCUACGAUUCACACAAUGAGGGAACAAAAUAAAAAUUGCCUUUUUAAAAAUAAUUUAAUUAAUGUUGAAACUAAAGAAACUCUUUAUGGCACACUUUGUUUUUUACCCAAACAUCAGUCAGAAGUUCAUCAGGCUUUGGAUAUGGUUUCCACUUUAUUUGCCAUUCAAUCUUCAAUUCAAAAUUUUAACUCUUCAAUCGAUAGUAAAAAUAUGGAUCAGGUUGUGCCUGAAUGUUUAGAUUUCGUUACUAAAAAAAUCACAAAAUCACAUCAGAACAAAAAAUCAAAAAUGGAUUAUUACGAAAAUUGUUCGGUUAAAGUUCCGGAAAUGAAAGAUUUUGAAAUGUCUAACGAAAAACGUAAGGGGGAAAUAAACGUGAGAGGGACGUCGAAAUCGAAAGAAGAAAAAGAAAUAAAAAGGGAUAAGAUAAAAUUUGCUAUGAUGCGUUUGGGUGCAACUUCUUUACAGAGCAUAAACGCUCUCUCGUUUAAUUAUUCUAAAAAAAAUUCUUGUUCCUGUGAAAAUUUUUUUUUUUAA
Pediculus humanus corporis (human body louse) is the source of this 1344-nucleotide messenger RNA. Its product is annotated as ser/thr protein kinase-lyk4, putative. The record is from RefSeq and is a predicted model, not a curated record. Gene Ontology annotation, molecular function: ATP binding; protein kinase activity. Gene Ontology annotation, biological process: protein phosphorylation. The coding region runs from base 1 to 1344 and encodes 447 amino acids. NCBI's taxonomy places the organism in Eukaryota, Metazoa, Arthropoda, Insecta, Psocodea, Pediculidae. The transcript has 7 exons.